UAUAAUGGAGAAGAGAUACCUUAGAAAGCAGAUAGCUAAUAAGAUGGCAGAUGGGAUCUUGCCAAAUGUGUUGAAGGAGCUGAAUCAAAUAAGUGCCAACCUCAGAGUUGUCAAGAUUGCAAGAAGUGAUGAAGACUGUGCAGAGGUUACUGUAUUGGAUGCCUAUAACAACACUAGAAGGCACACAGUUGAUCUGAAAAACCAUAACUGCUCUUGUAGAGUUUGGCAGGUAACUGGAAAACCAUGUCAUCGUGCACUUGCAUGGAUAUUGUCUAAUAGAGGUGUAGAGAUCUCUGCAUUUGUUCAUGAUUACUACUCUGUGGCUAAGUUCAAGGCAGCAUAUGAGGAUAGAGUAACUGGAAUGCCAGAUAGGUCCCAAUGGCCUGUAGUUGAUUUGGCCUUCCAAGUGUGCCCACCACUACAGAAAAGAGCACCAGGCAGGCCAAAAGUCCAGAGAAUCAGAGGAGCUCUUGAGAAAGGACCCAAACGAAAGGUUAGAUGCAGCAGAUGCAAAGGCUACGGACACUUUGCCAAGACUUGCAAGCUUGCAGAACCAGCCGAGCCAGCAGAGCCAACAGAAGAUGUUGAUGUACCAGCACCAAGUAAGAGGAAGAGGCAACCAGAUGAUGAAGGCUCAUCUACUCCACAAAAGAAGAAGAAGCCAGCAAAAAAGAAGACACCAAAGAAGAAGAAGACACCUAAAAAGAAGAAGACUCCUAAGAAGAAAAAGCAAACUCAAGCAGCAGCUGCUCCACCUCCUAGAGCAGUUAGAAGCCUGAGGGAUUGGCUGGGCAUGUAGUUCAUGUUCUGUGAAGGGAUGUGACCCUGUUCUAUGCUUUUGUGGUUGAAAUUGAUGUGAACCUGAUGUGUUGAGACUGUCAUGUCAAUGUGAUGAACUCUAUUAGUCUUUGCUUUUCAUGAUCUCUGAGUGGGGUGACCUUGAUGUAAUAUAACUUGGUUUGUUAAUGCUACUGUCAUGAGGUUGUGUUAUUUAUCAACCUGUUCAACAAUGCUACUUGUGAACUUCAU
Molecule: messenger RNA, 1029 nt
Organism: Panicum virgatum (switchgrass)
Lineage: Eukaryota; Viridiplantae; Streptophyta; Magnoliopsida; Poales; Poaceae
Exons: 2
Coding region: 5-799 (264 amino acids)
Molecular function (GO): zinc ion binding; nucleic acid binding
Source: RefSeq, a predicted model, not a curated record